Rhea pennata is the source of this 971-nucleotide messenger RNA. RefSeq names its product hydroxysteroid 11-beta-dehydrogenase 1-like protein B. Lineage: Eukaryota; Metazoa; Chordata; Aves; Rheiformes; Rheidae. Gene Ontology annotation, molecular function: oxidoreductase activity. The coding region runs from base 21 to 893 and encodes 290 amino acids. The transcript has 6 exons. Gene Ontology annotation, cellular component: intracellular membrane-bounded organelle. The record is from RefSeq and is a predicted model, not a curated record.
AUGUGUGCAUAAAACCAACCAUGGCUGCAGUCAGACUCUUCGUCUCCCUCCUUAUCUGCCUGUGCACCUACUACUUCUACAAUGAAGAAACUGUAUCUGCAGAUAUGGUGCGAGGGAAGCGUGUGCUAGUCACAGGCUCAAGCACAGGGAUCGGGGAACAAAUAGCCUACGAGUUUUCUCGACUGGGAGCCCAUGUGAUCCUCACCGCCAGGAGGGAAGAGCAGCUCAAGCAGGUGGCAAAGAAGUGUCAGGCCCUGGGAGCAAGUUCUGCCAGGCACAUCGUAGCAGACAUGAGCAAUCUGACUGCAGCCCAGAAGGUCAUUGAAGAUGUCGGAGACAGGCUGGGGGGUCUUGACUACUUGGUUUUGAACCAUGUGGGAGGAAGCGGUCCGUUUGGCCCUUUCAAAGGGGACAUGACAGCAGUGAUUAGCUCCAUCACCAUCAACUUCCUGAGUUACGUCCAGCUGACCACAUCAGCACUGACCAUGCUGCGGGAGUCCCAGGGCAGCAUCAUUGUUGUAUCCUCCCUGAGCGGUCGCAUAGGAUCCCCUUUCACCCUAGCAUACAGUGCAGCCAAGUUUGCUUUGGAGGGAUUCUACAGCUCUCUACGCAGGGAACUUCGCCUCCAGCAGACCAACCUCUCUGUCACAAUUGCUGUGCUGGGAUAUAUCAAUACAGAUAAUGCUGUGGAAAAGGUUGGAGAUAAAAUCAGAACGGCUGCAUAUCCAAAGGAAGAGUGUGCUCAAGAAAUAGUUAAAGCAGGUGUGCUGCGACAGCCAGAGGUCUUCUAUCCGUACUGGAAAUUAAAACCUCUGCUGCUGUUCAAAGAAUGGAUGCCAGGCCUGAUAGAAACACUGCUGGACAAAUUCUACAUCCUGGAUAAUAUCCUCUAGAUUUCUAAGCAGUUUAAUUCCACAAGAAUACAAUUAAAAUCUGGUUCCAAAGUAGCCAGGUCUGCUGAGGUGCUGCAA